Trichobilharzia szidati is the source of this 1017-nucleotide messenger RNA. The record is from the annotation of a GenBank genome assembly. Lineage: Eukaryota; Metazoa; Platyhelminthes; Trematoda; Strigeidida; Schistosomatidae.
AUGUUGCAAAUCGAAAAUAAGACACUUCGUGACAUCUGGAAAAUAAUUGCUAACGAGUCGUAUUCCACGAACGAUACUCGGCUAACCACUGCUCGCAAAUUCUACAAAUCCUGUGUGGAACACAGAAAUAUUUCUCUCCAGCAGACAAGAAGACAGAUAACUCGUUUGAUAGAAAAAUCAUUUGGUGGAUGGGAUUUGUUGCCAUCUCCUUCUCAAAAUCUAUCCGAAACAUCAACGCUAGAACAAGAAAUUGACGAUUUCAGUUUAAAUGAUAUCUACUUUCCAAUUCUGAGCAUAACAGGAAGCUGUCCUUUAUUUUCCAUUGAUAUUAAUGCGGAAAGCGAAACGAUUCAUAUUUCAGAUGGAAAAUUCGCUUCGUACAAGGAUGCUUGUAAAUCAGAGGUGGCGGCUGCAAAGAUAUCCUCAAAGUAUUACGAAUAUGCAUAUAAACUGGGAGUAUCUCCAGCCGAGAAGAGCAAGUUGCAAGCUGCUUUUGAAUUGCACAUACGCUUGUGUCGUCUAUGCAUGAUGACAAUGAAAUUUCGUAUAGAAUGUGAAUUUCAGUUGGUUGUAUAUACAUUGGAUGCAGAAAAAGCAACCUACAUACCGUCGCCCUCAUAUUCGCCCACUGAAAACCGCAUAUAUAUUAAUGGCGCUAUAAUGAAUCUACCGUUUUACCACGAUGAUCAAACUAUUUCCGAAAGAUAUGGGGGCUUGGGUAUACUUGUCGAUGAGAAUGGAGAUGACAGGCCUCACAGUAUAUCACAUCAUGGAUUUCUUGCUCUCUUGAAGCAAACAGAAUGUCUACGAAAACAAUACAAAAAUUACAAUUAUACGAGUGAAAAGAGUGAAACAAUUGAUGGUCUGGCUGAAAUUCUGUCAGAUAACGGUGGUCUGAGGAUAGCAUACAAGGGAUAUAUACAGAAUAAUAAUGUCUAUCCUAACAUUAUCUACACUGAGUGCCAACAUUUAGCCCAUUUUUCAAUUUUGCCACUAUCAGAUGGGUUUUUAAGCUGA